AUGCCGGAUAGUGCCGAUGAGGAGGGUGAAGAUUUGAACGAGAAAAAAAUUGUGAAGUGCAAGACUAACUUUAGGAUCUUUGCGCCUGAUAAAGCCAAAACAAAAUCGCAAGGCGGCAUCAAAUCAAGGGUUUGGUUAACGGUGGCCAACCCGAAACCAAUGGUAAUUUCAAUAACUGUGGCGCCACCGGCCGAGGCAACUCAAUUUUCGGACUUUCAAGAUAUAGUGAUGACCGCCUGUGAAGAAGCGGUUAAAAACUCUCGUGGGAUGAUCAGCAACUCUCUGGCCUGUGAUACCCCUUUGAUUCAAUGGACGGCGUUUAUCCCUCGAGUCGACGGGUUCAAAAAGGACGACGGCUUUGUCCUAGUCGAUGAAGACGCUUAUUCCGAGUGGAUCAAGACGCUUGCAGCGGUGGGAAAUGGGGUUGCAUCGUUGUCACUUGAGAUGGAUGACCCCAGGGCAGAGGUCAGGCGUGCUCAUCAGUCCUCGGUCCUAGCGCGAGCGGCGAUACGCAAGGAUGCCAAGGAAGCUGUCGAGGCUGCAAAUAAACUCAAGGCGACAAAUGUCAAGCCAACAACCAAUCUCACUAUGUUUGACGAGGGGAGCGAUGACGCUGUGGAGGAGGAAAUCGAUGCUGACGAUGUCAAGUUGUUGAUCAGGAAGCUUUACAAACAUCACCCACACGACCCUUCUUACGACCCCCUUAUUCCAGUCUACAUUGACCCCGCCAAUCGCGAACGAUUCGUAAUCCUGACCUAUCAUGCGUGCAAAGAGUGGGCCCGUGCCAUCCUUAAACCAACUGCGGGGGUUACUAUUGAGUCUCCCCCUAGCUCGCUCAAGUUUGAAACCAGAGCGAGUUCUUCUAAACGCAAACGCGGUUCUAAAUCAGGCGUGGCUCAACAAGGGAAAGGCGGUCACCCGCAUCAUGGCCAUCACGGUUCGCAGUGUUGCUCUCAUCACCAAGGCUAUCCUUCUUCGGUCACUUCUGAAGGCACCCCGGCUCCCGAUGAUACCGAUAUGCGUCAAUACGUCGAAUUCAUUGGAUUCCGAAACCAGGAAAAUGUCAUCAAACUGCUGGUCAACAAUGACAUGACCUCUUAUAAGAUUUUCAAGUCGCGCAAUCUUGAUCGAUCAUUGCUCCUUGGCCUUGGUUUGACCGUUGGAGUGGUAACUCAGCUUUUUGAUAAUGUGUCCAGAUUCGAGCGCAAGUUGGCUAAAAAUAAGAAGUAA
Messenger RNA from Puccinia graminis f. sp. tritici CRL 75-36-700-3, 1230 nucleotides. RefSeq lists its product as uncharacterized. The transcript has 3 exons. The record is from RefSeq and is a predicted model, not a curated record. Lineage: Eukaryota; Fungi; Basidiomycota; Pucciniomycetes; Pucciniales; Pucciniaceae. Bases 1 to 1230 code for a protein of 409 amino acids.